This is a messenger RNA of Thelazia callipaeda (thelaziosis nematode), 276 nucleotides long. NCBI's taxonomy places the organism in Eukaryota, Metazoa, Nematoda, Chromadorea, Rhabditida, Thelaziidae. The record is from the annotation of a GenBank genome assembly.
AUGAUAAGAAAAGCUGUUUUUGUGAUGGAUAUCAUCGUUAUUUUGCUUGCAGUAGCUAUAUCACGAACGGAAGCGCAAACAACGAACAAUCCGUUUUCAACUAAUACUAUAACAGUGCCAAAAACUUUUCUGGAAGAACUUCGUACGAAACUAAGAGAGAAAAAUUUACUCAUUGAACCAGAUAUGACAAGUAAAGACGAUGGUGGUUUACUUGAAAUGUACAAUGCAGUUGAUACUGGUCAUGAUAAUAUGGAUGGAAUCGAGAGAGCAAAUUAA